Symbiodinium sp. CCMP2592 is the source of this 3483-nucleotide messenger RNA. Lineage: Eukaryota; Dinophyceae; Suessiales; Symbiodiniaceae. The record is from the annotation of a GenBank genome assembly.
AUGCCGUUUGCAAUCGCGUGUGUUGUACUGCUUACCAGCCAAGCUGUGGCGCUGACAGAGACACAGCCUCCGAUGGCGCGGCCGACAAGUGGGCAGCUGGACCACUUCAGCUACUCCAUGUACUUGGAUGACAAGACCGAGGACCCGCGCCGCCUGCACCUGCCACAUCUUCGACUUCGAGCUCCCCCCGCCGGGGCGCUAAGGAAGGCCGCCCAGGCUGCGCCGGUGAUCGCUGCAGCCCUCACGGAGAUCCCGGCAGUCCGGGAGCAGCUCUCCGAGUGGCUCGGCCGCGAUGUGCCGGCGGUCAGCGGCGUCGCCAAAGAGCUCCUGGACCUCGCCCAGAGCGAGGUGCGACGUUUGGGAGACAACUUGGUGGAGACUGCAAGGCAGACUUCCCAAGCCGCACAGAGGAAAGCCAAGGGCGCCGUGAAAGAGGCUGGCGACGUGGUCAAAGAGACUGUGAAGGAGCUGGAUGAGACAGUGAUCCUGGCCGAGCACAAGGCAGAGGAGCUGAUCCACCACAAGCCGCCGCCUCCCCGGCGCUUCCGGCCGUGGCUGGUGGGCACGCUGGGUUUCGCGGCCGCUGAGCUGCAAGUCGCGAUGGGGCUGCUCUUGCAAGAUCGCAAGAUGCUCGCCGUAGCGGUGGAAGGGAAGGUCAUGAGCAAUGCCUGGGUGCAGACGCGACAACAGCUGCCCGUUGGGCCCUUGGAACAUGAAAAGAUCGUCCUCGAGGUUGCGGAGCUGCUUCGCAGCGCUUGCAGCACCGACGGAUCCGCCUCAGCUUUGGAGGUAUCCUUGCGGCGGCCGAGUGGAGCCAGCGAGGCUUCACGGAUAUUUCCACUGACUUGCCCACUUCCGUCUUCGCCUUCCGGGGAAGAAAGUCAUCAUGUUGGUUUCAGUCUGCUGGCGUGGAUAGCCAGCUCGUUUCUCCUGCUGUGGUGCUUCAAUUUCUUGGAGGUGAAGGCCGUCCUGAAGCGCCGCAAUCCACUACUUUGGCUCAGAAGCUUGGGGGCCCUGGCAGCCGGUCUUCUGGUGAUCACCGACUCAGGGCUCUGUCGGAGGCCCACGACUUGGACAAACCAGGCCUUCCAGGCAACCUUGGGGCUUCACGGCGCCGCGGUGGCCGAGGCCGUGGCCGGUGUGGCCACGAGGCCGAAGGCCUCCAAGUUCGCUUGCCUUGCGUUGGAACACGCCGCAGCCGCAACCAGCCUGGUGUUGGCACUGUGGGGGUACUGUUCUGAUUCCACAGGUCUUCUGCUGGGAUUGCUUCCCGAAGUGUCAUCGGUCCCUUCCAGCCUCGUCUCCUUCUUGGGCUGUCGCAGGCGAACAGUACUAGAGCCAGCUUUGGCUCUCGCUCUUCUUGCUCGGGUGGUGCCUGUUUUCCUUCCCAUGGAGGCGACCUCCGUGCGAGUGCUCGCGGUGCUUUCCUGCGUAGCUUGGCUGUUGAGGCUCCCGAGCUUCGCCGAGGCAAAGCCGGAGCAGGCACAUGCUGGUGCCGAGCUAGAACUGGGACUUCUGCGAGGUGAACGUCGCGCAGUCGAAACUGCGCAGGAGCCAUGUCGAUUGAUGAUCCAUGAUGUCAUCUACGAUGUGACGGAUUUUCUGCAGGACCACCCCGGCGGGGCGGCGCCGUUGCGGCGCCUUGCUGGCCAGGAUGCGACAGACGCGUUUCUGGCGGUGGGGCACUCGGAGGCCGCCCGGCGGCUGCUUCAGAGCUUUGAGAUGAGACCUUCCGAAGGUCGCCUCGGACUCGCAGCUCGCGCAGCUCAGUCCAAGUCUCACCCCGAGGAGUACGAUCUGACCCAGGAGCCAGCUGGGGUUUGGGACUCCCUGCGGCGGCUACUCGUGUUGACUGCCUCCGUUUUCCUCCUGCUGGGCAUGCAGACUGCCCUCAGCGACGGUCACGAACUCGAGGCACCGGCUCCAGCGCCGGCACUGUUGGGCAUGGGUGUGGCCGCAGCCAUGGCCCAGCUCUUCUUCUGGGGAGUUCUGCCAGCCAGCUGGCAGGAGCCGGUUCGGCACCGUCUGCUGCUGAUCCCAGGCCUUUGCCAAGUUGUGCUGGCGAUGACUGUGCACAUGGCAUCGUAUCCCGUGCUGGCUAUUGGUGGUGCUCUCGGUUUUCUGAUGCAUGUCGGCAGAACGGAGGGCCCUGCCUCGCCCAGUGCUUUGGGCACUGUUGCCUGGGCCCUUCUCUUCCAGGCUUGCCUUCCUUCGACUUCCGCACAGCCGACAGGAGAAGGGAACGCAGGGGACUGCGUGCAGGAAAGAGUGGAAGGUCUUCUGAGACCCUCCUUGGCAGUGCUUCUGUUGGCUUUGGCAAUGCAGGGCCUGCUCCGGGCCCACGGCCCAGGUCUUGGCAGGUCUGGAGUUGCAGGAGUUUGCGCUACAGUGAUGGCGGGGCUCAGGAUCGCAGGUGCAGUAGCGACUUGCUUGUGGAUCCUGCUGAAGCAGCUGGAGGUGGGAGCGGCAGCCAGCCAUCUCGACGCCCUGGCCGGUGCUCUGCGCAGCGGCUCCUCGAUGCUCCUUCUUGGGCUCGUGCAGGCUGCUGCCACGGACGCUUCGGAGGAGUUUGGUGCUGGCUUCGUUAGUGGUUGGCUCUCUGCAACCGUCGGAUCCAUUGCUGCACUGCUAGGACUUGGGCAAGACCGGCGGCUGGGCCUGACCCUGUUGGCCUGGUUCCUGCACCUUCAUCGCUCGGCGGCAGAUCUGGCAACGAGGAUUGCAGAGAAGAGCCGUCCCGGAGAAGGAAGUGCCCUGCCGGAGGCUUCCGUGAGGUUGCUGUUCCUGAUCGACAACUUCAGGUCUCUUGUAGCCAUGGCAGUGUGGAGCUUUCUCGGCCGCCCACUGGAGAGGCUGGUAACAUGGAUGCUGCCAGGGCGGCUCCGCGUCUUUGCCUUCGAGGCUCCCAUCGAUGAUUUGGGUGGUCUCCUGCAGGCUGGAGUGUGCCUGAUGUUGGAGGGUUCCAGCCUUGCUGAGUCUCCGUCUCCCGGCCACGUCGUCUGUAAUGUUGGGCACCUGCCCACUGCCGACGACGAGGACUUGAGGGCGACAGUGCGUUCGUCCCUGAAAAUCAUGGAAGAGCUUUCGGGUGUGAAGGCCGCCUUGCGAACCAAAGAGGUGCAGGUGGCAGCGCAUCCACCUGCAGAUGGAUUUGUGGCCAACCUGCUGUGCGUCCUGCCGAAACCUGGCAGGCGAGGCAUCGUGCAUCCGGGUUGGCAAUCCGUCCGUGAAGUGAACCUUUCAGUCUGGUCGACAGAAGAAGCCGCCGUGUCCUGGUAUCGCCAGUCAGACGCCCAUGCUGCUAUCCUUUCGCAGCACAAAGAGGGCAAGCUUAGGACUUUUGGCAACCUGUUGCUGACGCUGAACGCGACAAAGGUCGCUUGGCAGCGGCGCUGCCAAGCCUGUGCCACCGUUGUCGAGGGAUUCGCGCAGGGCAGGUGCCACCGCUGCGGAGCCGCGACUUACGACCUGCCAGCCUUUUGA